GGUCCCUAUAUUUUGAAAAUUUGGCGCUUUUCUCUCCCUUGUUUCUUAACCGCUUUUGAUGUUUGCCAGAUUGUUUUUAAACUUUUUUUGCAUUGUUUUAAUUGUAAUUAACCAUGUUAAAUUUUGAUUAACCUUAGUAAUAUUUUGUAAGGCACUUUUGCCAGUCUUAUUUUUGUGUAUUGAAAAAUGAAUCUAGAGACCGGUCAAUGGAGAACAUUCUUGGGAUGUAACUUGAUUGAUGAAGCUUUGGCCACAAUAGCUGAAGAAUGGGAUCAACAUAUAGCCAACCUUCAUCACUCCAUUGUUGGUUUAUGUAAUCAAGACUUAAGGUCCUCGGAAACUUCAUCCUAUUCGGCAACGCAAGCUGGUAGACGUGAAAGAAGGUUCACAGCUGCACAGAAGGCUCUACAAGCAUUAUUGAACAGUGCUAAUAUAUCAUCCAUUAAUUCAUCUUUAGCAUCAACGGACAGUGUUAAACGUGUAACUCGUGCUCAAGCUAGAAAACGUGUAAAAGAAAAUAACUCUAUAACUGGCUCAGGAGGGAAUCGAAGUUUAGAAUCUAACUCUUCUGUUAACGAAACUAAAAGUAAAAGGAAUCUUAGAGCAAAAGUAAAGAAAGACGAUAAAGAUGAGACUUUCGUUAAGCCUCCAGCACCAACCAUUAAGCCAGAUACUGAAUUACAGUGUAUCAAAAACGAGCGUGAUGAAACUGAUUUCAAAACUUUGGAUUGUGAUGAGUUCAUGUCUUUUAAAGUCAGUCCAAUUCCAAAGCUUUGUGAACCUACAGAAGAGGGUGAGGACCCAUCCAUGUGGAAUGUAAAAAGAACAGAAAUUAUAAGUCAACCCAAAAAAGAAGAGCCUAACCUUGAACCAAUACCUACUAAUGAGGUUGAGUUUGAAGUGGUAACUCCAACAAAUGCAAAAAAAGUAUCACCUGAGUCAGCACCUCAAGAUAGUGAAUGGACUACUGACGACGAAUCAUUUGAAAGUGUCCGAUCUAUCGGGGACGAAACUUAUCAAAGAAUGACCAGAAAGAAGUCUCCGGGUUCGAGCCAUAAACUUUCAACCGUGAAGAAAAAGAGGAAACAAACAGAAUAUUUCACUCCGUCUAUACCUCGCAAGUCAUCUAGGUUAACUAGACAAACUGCUAAACUUGAAAUCACGCCGAAAGUUGAAUGUCUUGUUCCAAAUAAUUUUCUAACUAGAACUGCAUCAGCUGUUAAAUGUUCACGUAAAGUACUCUCUGAAAAAUCAAGUGGAACUACGACCAGUGGAAGCAGUAUUGCUAGUUCAGCAGCUACUAUCACUUCAUCACUUGGUAGGUCAGAGUCAGUGAAAGGAAAGACGGCUGUAUCUAGAACGUGUACUACUCCUGAUACUAAAUCUUUAACGGCUUCUGCUUUAAAGAGACGCUUGGACGAGGACGAAAAACGUAGAGCACAAUUAGCUCAGCUAGAAGAAAAGGAGAAGAAAGCGAAUCAACAAAGACAAGAGAAUUUGAAGCAGAAAGCUUUAUCCACAAAAAUGAAAAAUGAAGAGAGAAUGAAAAAGAUAGAACUCAAGAAGAAAAAAGAAGAAGAAGAAAUGAAAGAGAAACGCAAAAAAGAACUUUCAAAGCAAAGAGAGAUGGAUGAACGCCGCAGAGAGAAAGAAGAAGCUCGUCGUCGUGAAGCACUUCGAAUGCAAGAGGCUCUGAAAAGAAAGAAGGAAGAGUUCGAGCUAAGGAAACAACAAGAGGAAGAAGAUAGGAGAGCUCGUCUUCUCAAACAAGAGGAACAAAAUCGAAAGAAAGCUGAAGAAAAUAUAAGAAUUAAAAAGGAGCAAGAUAGGAUAUUAGAGAUGAUUGUGGCUCACAAUAAAAAUAUUCAACAAAAAGCUCCUGUUCCUCAAAAAUCUGAACAUCUUGCACCAACUUUUAAGCAUCCUUUACCAUUAGAUGUCGGAACUCCUCCAGUUUUACCUUUGAAUAGUACAUUCAAUGUUGACAAAGAACCAGAACCAGAACCUGAAUCUAAGUCAACAUCAGCCAAGAAAGAAGAUCCUGUCCCGAAUGAAAAUUAUCCACUGACUCCUCCUCCAAAGCCUAAACCAUCACCAGUAAAUUAUGAUAUCAGUGAUAUAAAGUCAGAUGAUGAUACUGAUGACGAAGAUAGACCGAGAAAACAGAUACCUCCAUGGGCUAAAGGCGAUGCCUUGUUAGACGCAUUGGAUAAACAAUUUGCCAAAUCCAGGCGAGCUCGAGAAAAAGAAAUCCGGCAUAUAUUCCCUAACUUCGAUUUCUCGAUUCGAUUGAGUGAAAUAUUCAAGAGUAACCGUGUCGUUCAUCCAAAAUACGACAAGAGAACUAGUUCAGCUGUAUGGAGCUCUCCGCCUUGUAAUUCAACUUUUAAUUGCAGUGUUUUAACUGAUGAUUCAUAACUAAUCCGUUUAUACAAAAUCACUUUUAUUUAGAGAUGAACAAAAAAUAAAGCGUGAAAAUUUCAUCGAAAAACUACUAUAA
Molecule: messenger RNA, 2500 nt
Organism: Tetranychus urticae (two-spotted spider mite)
Lineage: Eukaryota; Metazoa; Arthropoda; Arachnida; Trombidiformes; Tetranychidae
Biological process (GO): lipid metabolic process
Molecular function (GO): phosphoric diester hydrolase activity
Source: RefSeq, a predicted model, not a curated record